This is a messenger RNA of Macrosiphum euphorbiae (potato aphid), 351 nucleotides long. The record is from the annotation of a GenBank genome assembly. NCBI's taxonomy places the organism in Eukaryota, Metazoa, Arthropoda, Insecta, Hemiptera, Aphididae.
AUGUCGCUCGACUCGAUUCCCAAGGAUAUGAGAUCCGCAAGAGCAUGUCUUGUGUGUUCGUUAAUUAAGUCUUUUGAUCAGUUUGAAAUUGAUGGCUGUGACAAUUGUGAUGAAUUUUUGAGAUUGAAAAACAACCGUGAGCACGUAUAUGAUUGUACUAGUUCAAAUUUUGAUGGAAUGGUUGCACUUAUGAGCCCUGAAGACAGUUGGGUUGCUAGAUGGCAAAAAAUCAAUAGAUUUACAAAAGGCAUUUAUGCUAUUUCUGUUGCUGGUCGAUUACCUCCAAAUUUUGUAAGGGAAAUGAAGGCCAGAGGUAUACCGUAUCGUCCUAGAGAUACAACAUUCAAAUAA